Molecule: messenger RNA, 1879 nt
Organism: Vigna umbellata (rice bean)
Lineage: Eukaryota; Viridiplantae; Streptophyta; Magnoliopsida; Fabales; Fabaceae
Source: RefSeq, a predicted model, not a curated record
UGGAAGUGAAAAACUGACAUGUAUUAAUGUUUUGGUUAAAUGUACUGGUGAAUCCAGGUAUAUCUAGCUUUUAAGUAACACAAAGAGCUUCAGCUUGUUCCGAAAUAAAAUUGACCCAACAACAGUUAGAGAAUGCAAACAAUGCGGCUGAUGCUUUCCAAUUCCGACAACAGAUCUCUUAUCAGGCUCUCUUCAUAUUUGUAUUCUUAUUUUCGGACACCAUUGAAUUUUUUCUCACUAUCAGCACCGUCUCGUGCUUCCUCAACCGCAACCAACUUGUUCACAUCUCCGUGGUCUUCCUCUCAACGUCGGGGAAUCAAAAUUAGAGUUGGAAAUAUCAUUGGAAAACAAGGGCGCAUUUACGAGGUUCUUAAAGUAGAUCACUCUCAUGAAGGAAGAGGAAAAGCCACAAUCAAGGAAACCUGCUUUCCUCAUUUUUCUGCACUCUCUUUAAGAUUUUUCUUGACACACACAAAUCACUCCUUGGGAGAAAAUCUAGUAAUGCCUUAAUUUUAUACUUGCUUUAUUCCAUUUAUUCUGGUGAAUUAGAGGAAAAUUUUCAUCAGUAAUUUGACAAUUUUCUAUUAUCUUCACAUAUAGAAAAGUGGUGAACCCAAGUGAAUAGAAAACUAGUUGUGUAGAUGGGUAACAAUUACUUAUUUAAUCAUAGUUAAAAUAACUUGUUUUAGAGUUAAGAUUUCUGGACCCUAACAAGUUAUAUUAUCCAUAAUAAAAGCAUAUAUUUUAUUUUUUUUUAGUUGAUAUGUAAAUGCCAAAUAGACAAUAUUUUAGUUGGCAGCUACUUUCUUUCAUACUAUUUGGUAGCUGUCAGUAAAUAAGUUAGACUGUUGUAUUCUAGACAACUGAAUCUAGACUGAAUGUAGAUAGAUUGAAAUGAUAGUCAAGUGCAGAGCAAAGUUUCCUUUACCUCUGUUUCUCUCCUCUUCUCUCUAUCCUCUAUAUUGUGUUCUUCCCUUUUCCCCUCUUCUUGUCUUCUCUGUUCUUUCAUCUUUCGUACCAAAAAUUCUAUAUUAUGACUCAUCUUGAUUUAUUUAUCUGUAAAUUUACUGGCUUGAAUCCACAUGUUAAAAUGCAUGUGUAUAUACGCUGUUUGCUAUUUACAAACUCACUUGGACUGUAUCGAAAAACCAACAAAGUGGUAAUGGACAAACUUACUUCGAUACACUGUUAAAUGAUAAACUAAUAUUUUUUUCAUGACCUUACUAUAGAUGUUAUACAAAAUCCCAAAUAUUCUUAUGAUUUGAUUUGGUUGCAAGGUGAGAAAGUGAAAGAGAGUGAUCAAGGAGUAACAACAAAGUUUGAUUUGAGAAUCUAAGUAUUCUGCUAUUUUCUCUAUAAUUGAGCUAUACAAUUUGUAGAAACUGAUGAGACAUUGGCUGGUAGUUGUUUCGAAUGAUAAUGCAACCAUUUCUCCACUAAUUUGCUACAAACAAGUUUACUGAACUUCCUACAACAACUAACAGUGUGCAAAAGCACGAAUGAGAUCUACCUAGUAAUAGAUGUUAUCAAGUAAUGUUUUCUUUAGAGGGUGUACAUUUAGGGUUUGAAUUUUUGUCCUAACUAUUUCUUAUUUGGUGUUUUUAGAAACUUAUUACAUGGUUCCGUAAAAACUGAAAACGGAGAAGCCCUUGUCUUGUAUUUAGAUGACACCACCUGUCUGUCAAUCUUUAUUUAAGGAAAUACAACAAUUAAAGGGAUCUUACUAAUGCUUCUUGUUAUCAGUAAAAGUUGUAUGUUGUUACUCGGGACUCUCUCCAAUCAACUACAUUUGUAACAAGACUAGUUUGUUGAUACUAGGUGGAGCUUCGCGUGACAUUGGUCAGGGAAACAAGAUAACACAAAGAAUGGGUACUGAUGA